This is a messenger RNA of Fibroporia radiculosa, 849 nucleotides long. RefSeq lists its product as uncharacterized. The record is from RefSeq and is a predicted model, not a curated record. NCBI's taxonomy places the organism in Eukaryota, Fungi, Basidiomycota, Agaricomycetes, Polyporales, Fibroporiaceae. The transcript is spliced from 7 exons. The coding region runs from base 1 to 849 and encodes 282 amino acids. Gene Ontology annotation, cellular component: Golgi apparatus. Gene Ontology annotation, biological process: vesicle-mediated transport. Gene Ontology annotation, molecular function: small GTPase binding.
AUGGCGUAUGUAUCCAUAGAGUCCGACGACCGAAUGGAAGAGGGCCCGGAGGGCCUCCAGUUCCAAUCUUUCCUUGAUUCCGACCCUCGAGCACCCAACGCUGGCGGGAACGCAGGGGUCAAUGCGGGACGAGGAUAUGUCCAAGACCGAAGCAGCCCAGGAAGCCAUGGAUUCUGGUCAUUCGAAUAUUUCCAGCCCUACUUCGACGUCGACACUAAAACCGUCUUCCGACGCUGUUAUAUGACCAUGUUCCCGCCCUCCGCCACCUCUUACCUCUCCACACACCUCUCGCCCGGUGCCGACCUCUACGGGCCAUUUUGGACGCUCACUACGCUCAUAUUCUCGCUAUUUGUCUGCUCGUCCCUCGCGUCCGCCAUAGCGUCGUGGCUAUCGAAUCCAGAUGCCGCUGCCAUCAUAGCGUACGACUUCGGCCUGAUAUUCACGGCGGUGGGCCUCGUGUACUCGUACGGCCUCGCGGUGCCGAUAUUGCUGUGGUUCGCGCUGAGGUACCUCGGCGUAGGCGAGUGGAGUGUGAUCGAAGCCGUCGCUUUGUGGGGAUAUGGCCAGUUUGUGUGGAUUCCGGUCUCGGUCUUGUGCGUCAUUCCAAUUCCCCUCGCGCGUUGGAUUCUGGUUGGCGUUGCGUUCCUUCUCUCGGGGUAUUUCCUUGUCGCAAACGUGUAUCCAGUGCUUGCAUCGGCUGACGCAAAACCUGUUCGGUUGAUCAUCAUUCUUCUGGUGCUUCUGCACGCCGGCAUUGCGCUCAGCUUCAAGAUUCUGUUCUUCAGCUACUAUGCGGUCAGGGAGAUUGGAGUGCCUGAUCCGAUCACAGCACCUCCUGUUACUUUAUAA